AUGACACUAACCAACCUUGCCGUCGAUAUCCCCGUGAAGCAAAAGGCUGUGAUCUUCGAUAAGCCUGGCACGGUCUCGACUCAGGUCGUAGAGAUCGAUGUGCCCGAACCCGGUGAUGGCCAGGUUCUUAUUAACCUAACACACUCGGGCGUGUGCCACUCUGACCUCGGCAUAAUGACCAACACCUGGAGCAUGCUCCCAUACCCAACCCAGCCCGGCCAAGUAGGCGGCCACGAAGGCGUAGGCAAGAUCGUCAAGCUGGGCCCGGGCACCGAAUCCUCAAACCUGAAGAUCGGCGACCGAGUCGGAGUCAAAUGGGUAUCCAGCGCAUGCGGUCAUUGUCAGCCCUGCCAGGCAGGAUCAGACGGCCUCUGCUUCAACGGCAAAGUAUCAGGCUAUUACACACCAGGCACCUUCCAGCAAUACACCCUAGGACCAGCAAACUACGUAACCCCCAUCCCCGACGGUCUCGACUCAGCCGAAGCAGCGCCAAUGCUGUGCGCCGGCGUGACCGUCUACUCCGCCCUCAAGCGCAGCCACGCACGCCCGGGCCAGUGGGUGAUCAUCUCCGGCGCAGGCGGCGGACUCGGCCACAUCGCCGUGCAACUCGCCAGCAGGGGAAUGGGCCUGCGCGUCAUCGGAAUCGACCACGGGAGCAAGCAAGACCUCGUGGUGGAAUCCGGCGCGGAGCAUUUCGUCGAUAUCACGCAGUUCCCGAGGGACGAUCAGGGCGAGGCGUUGACCAAGCAUGUUCAGUCGUUGACUGGUGGGCUGGGGGCGCAUGCUGCCGUGGUGUGUACGGCUGCGAAUGCGGCUUAUGCGCAGGCUUUACCGUUGUUGCGGUUUAAUGGGACGCUGGUAUGUGUGGGCAUCCCGGAGAAUGAGCCUGUGGCUAUUGGGACCGCGUUUCCUUCUACGUUCAUUAAUAAGCAUGCGACUAUUACUGGGUCUGCGGUGGGGAAUCGCACUGAGGCUGUUGAGACUAUGGAGUUUGCUGCGAGGGGUGUUAUUAAGGCGCAUUAUCGGAUUGAGAAGAUGGAUGCUUUGACUGAGGUCUUUAAGGAGAUGGAGGAGGGCAAGUUGCAGGGUCGGGUUGUUCUUGAUCUUUCGGGGUAG
Molecule: messenger RNA, 1116 nt
Organism: Penicillium nucicola
Lineage: Eukaryota; Fungi; Ascomycota; Eurotiomycetes; Eurotiales; Aspergillaceae
Product: zinc-dependent alcohol dehydrogenase
Exons: 4
Coding region: 1-1116 (371 amino acids)
Molecular function (GO): oxidoreductase activity
Source: RefSeq, a predicted model, not a curated record